This is a messenger RNA of Daktulosphaira vitifoliae (grape phylloxera), 4679 nucleotides long. Its product is annotated as C2 domain-containing protein 5. Gene Ontology annotation, biological process: intracellular protein transmembrane transport; protein localization to plasma membrane; positive regulation of vesicle fusion. The transcript is spliced from 21 exons. The coding region runs from base 470 to 4534 and encodes 1354 amino acids. NCBI's taxonomy places the organism in Eukaryota, Metazoa, Arthropoda, Insecta, Hemiptera, Phylloxeridae. The record is from RefSeq and is a predicted model, not a curated record. Gene Ontology annotation, cellular component: plasma membrane. Gene Ontology annotation, molecular function: calcium ion binding; calcium-dependent phospholipid binding.
UAUAUCAAUAUUAUUCUACUAACCGUUCGUCUUUAAUUUUGUAUAAUUUUUGAAUAAAAUAUUAAAUGCCGUAUAAUUUACCUUUUUUCAUUUUCUCUGAGGAUCUCGCAUUGUCUAAAUCAAUUAUAUGUUAUAAAUAAGCACGAAUUAUAGAUAUAAAAUCCUAUUCAUCUUUUUGAAUCUAUAAAAAAUACUUGUUUAUCUUAUCAUAUGUAAUAUAAAUCACAUGUUUUACCCUUUAAGGGAUCUGAAUCAAGCAAAAUUGCAUUAAUCAGUCUAGUGUUAUAAAUAAUUUAUUAACGGUGUCAUUACAUUGUGUAAUAAAUUAAAAUAUUAUUUUUAUCACCAGACGACAAAAGUACAUGCAUUUUUUAAAACUAUUUUAGUUACUUAUUGACAAUGGAAUAUUUUAUUUAAUCUUACUGUAAUCGAAAAUUGUGAAUGAAUUAAGAAAAUAGAUCCUAUUAGAAUGCCUGGUAAAGUUAAAGUGCGUGUAUUAGCUGGUCGUAAUUUACCUGUUAUGGAUCGAUCUAGUGAUACUACUGAUGCUUAUGUAGAAGUAAAACUUGGUAGUACAACUUUUAAAACUGAUGUUUGUAGAAAGUCAUUAAAUCCACAAUGGAACUCUGAAUGGUAUAAAUUUGAAUUAGAUGAUACAGAACUUCAGGAUGAACCCCUUCAAAUUAGAAUAAUGGAUCAUGAUACUUAUUCAGCUAAUGAUGCUAUUGGCAAAGUGUAUUUUAACUUGAACCCAUUACUUUUGCCUCAACCAACUGUUAUCCAACUUUCAGGACACCAAACAUUAGCUGAUACUCUUAUUUCCAAUCAAAGUCAAACAACAGGUGGGUCUGUUGUAUCUGGAUGGUUUCCUGUCUAUGAUACAAUGCAUGGUAUACGUGGUGAAGUUCAUAUCAUCAUCAAAGUUGAAUUAUUUUCAGACUUUAAUAAGUUUCGACAGUCAUCUUGUGGAAUUCAAUUUUUUUAUUCUGGAGCCGGUAUUACUGCACAUACAGAAUGGGUUCAUGGUUUUGUAGAAGAACUAGUGGUUGAAGAUGACCCAGAAUAUCAAUGGCUUGAUAAAAUUCGUACACCUAGAGCAACUAAUGAAGCACGACAGACUAUUUUUUUGAAACUUUCAAAUGAAGUACAACGUCGAAUUGGUCUAAAAGUUUUAGAAUUGGGUGCUAAUGCAGUAAUUGGAUAUAACCAAUAUUUUGAUUUGGAAGGAGAAUCUGGCAUUGUAGUCCGUGGGAUUGGCACUGCUGUUACUUUAGUACGACAUUUGACUUUACCAUCUGCGAAUUUAAAUUUACCAUCCACAAUUGAUGAUUUAGAAUUUUCUAAUUCAUUUUCUUUAACUGAUUGUGAGAAUUUUACUAGCUCAUUAACUGAUAAUAAAAAAGAUUUAAUUGUGAUUAAUAAAGUCUCUCCACAUCUAAUAAAAUCUAAUACUGUUCAUUUUGCUGAGCUUUCAAGUAUGAAAAGUAUGUUUGAUCAAGAAAAUAUGCGUAGAUCUAAAUCUAAAUGUCAUAAUCGAUUUUUAAAAGCUAUUACUUUUCAAAAUUCUCAUCAUAAACAUAAAAAAAAACAGAAGUAUUCUGUAUCAGUUGAUUCUGUAAGUUCUUUGUCUGAUCAUGAUCCCCAUUAUAAUACUUGUAACUCAGCUUUGGGUUUUUUGGCACAAGCUACAUUGGAUAUUAAUUCUUCAUUUGAACUACAAUCUGAUUUUGAAGAAAUGAGAGCUCAACAUUUUAAAAGACAACUUAUAAGGCAGUCAAGUAUUGAUACUCUAGCUUCUAAAUUGUCUUUAGAAUAUUUAUUUUGUGGUGAUACACAAAAAAUAUCAAAAAAUAAAAAUUUGUUACCUCAUAUUAUUCUACAAUCAUCAAGCUCAUUAAAUUCAUUUUCUGAUUCUACAGCUGAAUCUGAAAUUGCUAUUGGUUAUGAUACCUUUAAUAAACUUCACAUAAAAGAUAUCUCUCCUAGUAUAUCUGAAAACCCUUCAUGUUAUGCUGAUUCUUCUGAUUCUGUAGAUCGUGAUUCUGAUGACCUACUGAGCACUACCCCUGAACCCUUAUCUCGAGAUAUCUGUACACCACCGCUUUCAAGGAUUGUAUCUAACAACAAAGAAACUACUCCACCGCUUUCAAAAAUUGUUUAUUUUAGCAACACUAAAUCAAGUUUUCAUAGUCCUUUAACAGAUAUAUCCAGGAGUGUGUCACCUUGUAACUCUAGUAGUUUUAGUAAUUCACAGAACACAAUUUUACACAACACACCACCUCUACCAAUGUUAGAUAAUAUUCAUGUAGAAUGUGCAAUUAACAUUGAACCUAGUGUAAUAGAUUCUGAUGAAAAUGAGUGUUAUGCUUUCUCUAAAAAUAUAACUGCAUCCAAGUGUUCUUCGCAUGCUUCUAACUGUGAUGAUAGGAAUGGAGAAAUGGCUGAGUCUCCAGUAAAAGCCACACAUCUUCAAAUGCAUCGGAGGUCUUCUGAUUCUGAAAUCAGUAGUGUACAAAAAGGUACUAGUUUGGCAGGAAGUGGAGGUUCAACAACAAGCUCUUAUCGUACUUUAGGACAUCCAAUGUUUCAUCGUUCAAUUCUAAGUAAAGACACAUUAGAUGCAAUGGAAUAUCCAUUCUUAACAAUGACCAAAUAUCCUCCUGGCUUUAUUUUACACCUUGGUGGUAUGGUAAAUGCAAAAUCAGUUAAAUUAUUAGAACGCAUGUCAAAUAUGGAAGAACCAGAGAGUAGAGAUGCAUGGUGGAGUGAACUUAGACUUGAAAUGAGAUCUCAUGCUCGAGCUUUGUCUUGUAAUGUUGUGCUGGGCUACUCAGAACAUACUUCAAUAUGUGAUGAUGUUUGUGUACUUAGUGCUACAGGAACAGCUGCUAUAGUGAAUUUAAUACCUUCUGUAAAUCCUGGUGGAUACUAUUCUAGUAUUUAUCCUAAUACAUCACUAGCUGAAACUCAAGAAACCACAAUAUCUUGUAGUAAUAAACCACAUAAACAUUCUAUUAGUGGAAGUCACGAAAAAUUAGAUUCAUUACCAUGUUCAAUUUGUCAUAUUCCAUACAAUGAACUAAGUGUACCUUUUUCUAUGAAUAUGAAGUAUUGUUCAGUUUGCAAACGGCAUAAAGUUCCUCAUAUUCUUUUAUCUUCGUUGGAACCUAUGGAAAGGCUUUCCAUAAUUGGUACUGGAACUUUACUGCAAACUUUUGUAUGUCGUACAAAACGUGAUCUUAAAGGAGAAUUAAAUGCAAAAGAAAUAUCAGAUGGCUUACCAUUUUUAGAAUAUGAACUUCAUAGUCAGUUAUUAAAUAAAUUAAGAGUAAAAGGAAUGAAUGCUAUUUUUGGCCUUAAAGUUCAAGUUUGUCUUGGAGAACGGGUAGUGUCUUUACAUGCUACUGGUACUGCAAUGUAUUUAGCUUGUUUACCAGAACCUCCAUUACCACUGGUAAAAGCUGGCAAGUCUUGGGCUCAUCCAGAUCAACAACAAGUAUUACAUGCUCAAAAGUUAUUAAAUGAAGCAGUGUUAAACAAUCGUCAACACUACCAUCUUUUACAAAAAGAUGUUGAAACUGAUAAUAGUUCACUAAAUAUUCUUGGAAAAAAUUUGCCUGAUAUAAAUUUGAGUUAUGGAAAUAGAGAUACAUGCAUUUUAGAGAUGGACGAUGCAGAAGAUGUUGAUGUUGUUACUCAAUUAUUGGAACCUACUCCUCCUAAUUCAUUUUUGCUUUCAAAUACAGAUAUACUUCCUGGAACUGGUUCUGAGGUUUUUCCCAUGGAACCUGUUUGUAAUCUACAGAUGUUCACUCAAGUUUGGCGAUCUAAAGCACAGUAUACUAAUGGAAAUUUUGACAAACAACUUCAUAGAAUGCUUCAAGGUUUAUAUUUUAAACUUAGAAGAAUGACUCCAUGUGGUUUAGGUAAACUGUCAUUUAAAAUAGAUGUUCCUGAACCUGAUGAAUUGCAAAUAUCUAUUGUUGGUAUGGCGCUGGGAUUAGGCGAAUCUGAUAAAACUACUGUUAAACAAAUUUUAGGACGAAGACAAAUACCCGUAAUAGAUAUUGAACAAAAAACUGAUGAGCCCAUUUUUAAGUUAGAAGAAGAGCUUCCAAUAAAACAAACAGAUAAAAAAUUUAGAAAAAUGGAAAGAACUGCCAAACAAAAUAGACUUUCUACACAUGCACCCCCUAAAGACAAAUAUGGUGUGGAUAUUACACCAAUGACUUACAUACCUGGUGCUAAAAUUGAACGAUAUCUUGGAAAUUUGAAUUUCUUUUUUAUUCGUGAAAGCACGUGUUUAAGAGAAAGUGGCGGUUUAAGUGGAUUUGUUCAUUGUUUUGUUGCUGAAGUUAUGGCUAUUGUUCGCGCACAUGUAACAGCAUUGGGGGGUAAUGCAAUGGUAGCCUACUUCAUGAAUGAAUGCAUUUUACUUAAUAAUCCUCACAAAAAUCAAGGCCAGUGUUUACUUAAUGUUGGUGGUGAUGUUGUAGAAGUAUCAUAUUAUAGUGAUGAAUAUAAUGAAAAAUAAUUUUAUUGUAUGAUUUUGUAUUUUUAUUAUUAUUAUUAUUUUUAUUUUUAUUAUUAUUAUUAUUAUUAUUUUAGUUUAUUUUGUGUUAUACAUUAGUUUGAUAAUACUGUAUUAUAAUUAUAUUAGUAAAUAUUUUGUAGCUUAA